This is a messenger RNA of Pecten maximus, 1141 nucleotides long. RefSeq names its product bis(5'-nucleosyl)-tetraphosphatase PrpE [asymmetrical]-like. Gene Ontology annotation, biological process: polyphosphate catabolic process. The coding region runs from base 273 to 1082 and encodes 269 amino acids. NCBI's taxonomy places the organism in Eukaryota, Metazoa, Mollusca, Bivalvia, Pectinida, Pectinidae. The record is from RefSeq and is a predicted model, not a curated record. Gene Ontology annotation, molecular function: endopolyphosphatase activity; phosphatase activity. Gene Ontology annotation, cellular component: cytoplasm. The transcript is spliced from 2 exons.
AUUGUGGUCUGUUCACAAAAUCCAAGUUCAAAAGAGUUACUUCCCCUUAUAAACAAAUCGCCGAUUAUUGCUGUAUUGGUAUACAUGGUCGGUAUUGCUAUACAUGGAUUCGACCUAACGAUAUCAGCACUUAGUCGGAAUACCAGAUAAAGAUGCAUGAUAUCAGAAAAAAAUUGUGAAGCAUAGCAAUGACGGCACCCAUCUAAGCGAAGCAGUGAACGUGAGGACUAACUACUUCAUGAAAUAAGGACCAUCGUCUUCAAGGAUAUACAAUGGCUGGCCUAGUUUCUUACAUUUGUUCCUUUAUCUUUAAAACUUCUUCUAAUAGGCUUUCCAAAUACAAUUUGCCACUUCCGUUAAACUGUCAUCUCGUCUUAGACGAUGACGUCAUUGGAAAUAGAAGCGUCUUUGUGAUUGGGGAUGUGCACGGUUGCUAUGACGAACUUUUGGAAUUAUUAAGUCUAGCUGAAAGCGAAGAACAGGACAGGCCCAUUCUGCCCGUUUUUGUUGGAGAUUUGAUCAACAAAGGACCAAAAAAUGCAGACGUUCUCCAAAAAAUUAAAAGCAUGGAGGCAUAUGCAGUCAGAGGAAAUCACGAUGAAGCAGUUUUAAGACAACUUUUAAAUCGCAGAAAUGACCCGGAAUAUGCGUUUCCGCCCAAAUACAAAUGGUGCAAAAGCCUGACAGAUUCAGAUGCGGACUUUUUGACUAAACUUCCCUACACAAUAUCAAUCCCGUCAUGCAAUGCGUUAGUCGUUCAUGCGGGUCUUGUCCCCGGGAUUCCCUUGGAAAACCAAGACCUAACAGAUAUGAUUGUUAUGAGGAACGUUGAGAGAAAAGAAGAUGGAAGUCUGAAGGCAAGUGAGGCCCAUUUUGUUGGAGAACAGUGGGCUUCGAAAUGGCCAGGUCCCGAACAUGUGUAUUUUGGCCACGAUGCCGUCCGAGGGUUUCAGAAUUUCCCAUUCGCUACGGGUCUAGAUACAGGCUGUCUGUAUGGAAAGGAACUAACGGGAUUAUUCAUAAACGGAUGUAAUAAACGAAUUUCAGUAAAAUCACAAAAAGUUUAUCGACCACCAUUAUGAUAAAAUCAAUAUUUGUUGUGAAAGCGGAAUCGGAUAAAGCUCGAGCUAGAUUACAUGUA